AAUGCAUUUUCCUCCUACCGUCUACCGCACGACAAGGAUGUUGCAUCCGCGUGCCUAUUAUCAUCUUCUACGAGAAUUCAGCUGAAAAUAUAGUGGAUGCAAACAUGUCGCAGGAUUAUAAAAUGGCUGGAGGAUCCCCAGUUCUUUUUGUAAGACAUUGCACCCUGUUGUUGGUAUCCGGGAUAUUCAGGUCCAUCCUGCAGCCCAAUAUAAUGAAUGUUAGGCUAUUGUGAUAGCGUAGUUAUUGACAAGCCAGGUGUGUGCAGUUUGCAGUUGUUGUUAUUACCCCUAGUGGAGACCACAAUGCUACAAGGCUCAAAUAUCUUGGGGCACGAGAGGCCCCUGGUCAUCAGGAUAUCGUUCACCACCUGUGUUCUGGCUACUGUGUGCCUACCACUGCUUGGAUUGAUAACGUGCGUCUUCAUAUCCUCUGUUUUUCAUUUUGAGGACUCUACUGGUACACACUGCCAGGUGCCAAAUUACCUGCCAUCAAUAAGCGCCUCAAUAAGCCUAAGUCCUGAGUGCCACAUAUGGCGGUUCUGCAUCGGAUUGCAUUCAGCACCGAGGCUCCUGGUGGCGUUUACAUACUUCAAAUUUUACAAGACACGUUUUUCCUCGAGGUUCCCAGAGAGUUCACUCACCUGCUUGAACUUUGCAUUUUCUAUUUCUGAAAACCUUGGCCUCUUGCUCCUCACAUAUGUGUCAUCCAGUGAAACAUAUUUUGUACAUAAGGAAGGUUUUGUCCUCUUCAUUGUCAGUUCUAUUAUCUACAUGCUGAUAACCUGCCGUUUAUGGAAGGCUAUUAAGAAGUAUUCAUUAAGUCCUGAGGAUGCCAAGUCUCACCAUUGGAAAGUGCGCUUCUUAUUUCUCAACGUGUCCUUUUGUGUUUUGGCCGGAUUCUUUUAUUGGAAACACAACAUGUACUGUGAAUCAGGGAGUUAUACAUUGUUUGCCCUGUUUGAGUAUCUGGUGGUCUUCUCCAAUAUGGCCUUCCAUCUCACAGCAGUGUGGGACUUUAAGAGUCGUGAGGUCAUGGUCAUUUCAUCCUCUGAAGAUAAAGACUUCUGACUAGAAACUCAAGGAUUAAGUCCUAAACAUACAGCCACUCAACCACCUGAUGAUAACAGCCUUGAUCCUUCUCAGGAGGAAGAAGAUUGGGAUGAAGGCCUUUUCCAUAUAUUUCCAUGAGGGUUUAGAUGUCAGAGAUGUUUGAACAAAAGAUUUGCUACUGUAUGGUCUGCUCAGUAAGCUGUAAGUGCAUUUUUUGCCUCAGUGUCUCAUUCAUGGAUGCCUUUGCCCACAUACAAUGUGUUGUGUAAGGUCAAAUUUUAACUUUUGUAUAAUGCACAAAAACAAUAUGUGGUCAUACUGUAUGUUUGCCAAAGUAAAGUGACAGUUCUUCAA
Micropterus salmoides (largemouth bass) is the source of this 1404-nucleotide messenger RNA. Its product is annotated as post-GPI attachment to proteins factor 2-like. Bases 217 to 1068 code for a protein of 283 amino acids. NCBI's taxonomy places the organism in Eukaryota, Metazoa, Chordata, Actinopteri, Centrarchiformes, Centrarchidae. Gene Ontology annotation, biological process: GPI anchor biosynthetic process. Gene Ontology annotation, cellular component: endoplasmic reticulum membrane; Golgi membrane. The record is from RefSeq and is a predicted model, not a curated record. The transcript is spliced from 6 exons.